Cucumis sativus (cucumber) is the source of this 1882-nucleotide messenger RNA. Its product is annotated as sulfite exporter TauE/SafE family protein 4. Gene Ontology annotation, biological process: protein ubiquitination. The transcript is spliced from 11 exons. The coding region runs from base 111 to 1481 and encodes 456 amino acids. Lineage: Eukaryota; Viridiplantae; Streptophyta; Magnoliopsida; Cucurbitales; Cucurbitaceae. Gene Ontology annotation, cellular component: Cul4A-RING E3 ubiquitin ligase complex; membrane. The record is from RefSeq and is a predicted model, not a curated record.
UAUUCCCUAAAUACUUGAUAACUACGGCCACCACUCACCAUUUCGUGAAAAUCCUGAAACCACGGUUGCCGGACACCAACGACGCCGCAAUUCUUUUCUCUCUUUCCACCAUGGCCACUUCUGGGUUUCUUCUGUACCUUCUUUCUGCCUCUUCAAUCGCCGUUCUCUCUCUUCUCUACCUCUCUGACUCUUCUUCUUCUUCUUCUUCCUCCACCACCGCCCUUUCCGCCUCUCUCUCCACCGACAAGACCUGGCCGGAUUUGGAGCCGAGUUGGAGACUUGUGGCGGCGACGGUGAUCGGAUUUCUCGGCUCCGCUUGCGGAACCGUUGGAGGAGUCGGCGGCGGCGGCAUUUUUGUCCCUAUGCUUACGUUGAUUAUUGGGUUUGACACCAAAUCUGCUGCUGCCAUUUCCAAAUGUAUGAUAAUGGGAGCUUCUACAUCAUCGGUUUGGUACAAUUUAAGGGUGGCUCAUCCGACGAAGGAUGUGCCGAUUAUAGAUCAUGAUUUGGCGUUGUUGUUUCAACCCAUGUUGAUGCUUGGAAUCACCGUUGGUGUUUCCCUUAGCGUUGUUUUCCCCUACUGGCUUAUCACUAUUCUCAUCAUUAUUCUCUUUAUUGGGACUUCCUCCAGGUCCUUCUUUAAGGGAAUUGAGAUGUGGAAAGAAGAAACUAUUCUCAAGAAAGAAUUUGCUAAACGAUGUGAGACUGUUGUGAAUUCUCAUGGCGAACUAUUGAUUGAUGUUGAGUAUGACCCACUGAUUCCCAAAGAACAGAAAACAGAACUGGAAUUGAUGUGCUUCAAUCUAAGAUGGAAAAGGACCUCCAUUUUGUUUGCUGUUUGGAUUUCUUUUCUCAUACUUCAAGUUGUGAAGAAUGAUGUAGCAGCUUGUAGCAUUUGGUAUUGGGUCGUCUUCUUCUUGCAGUUCCCCAUAGCAAUUGUAGUGUUUGGGUAUGAAGCAAGAAAGCUAUACAAAGAACACAAGAAGAGGAUGGAGGCAGGGAACUUGGAACAAAUUUGUGAGGCUUCAAUAGGAUGGACUGGCUCACACCUUGCCUUUUGUGCACUUUGUGGCAUUGUUGGAGGCACUGUUGGAGGCCUUUUGGGUUCUGGUGGUGGCUUUGUUUUAGGCCCUUUGCUCUUGGAAAUUGGUGUUGUCCCUCAAGUUGCUAGUGCCACAGCAACUUUUGUUAUGAUGUUCUCCUCUUCCUUAUCUGUUGUUGAAUUCUACUUGCUCAACAGGUUUCCCAUUCCAUAUGCUCUGUAUCUGACAUCAGUGUCGGUUCUGGCUGGGUUCUGGGGACAGUUCUUUGUUAGAAAGUUGAUCACCAUUCUAAGGAGAGCCUCACUCAUUGUGUUUAUCCUCUCUGGUGUUAUCUUUGCUAGUGCCAUCACCAUGGGCAUUGUUGGAGUAACGAAAAGUAUAACCAUGAUACAGAACCAUGAGUUCAUGGGGUUCUUAGAUUUCUGCAGCAGUGGGUGAAUGAGAUUUGAUCACAUAGGCAGAAAACAGUAUAAAGGAAUGAAGAUUAGUGCAGGAAAAAUAGCGUCUUCAAUUUGUUAGUUGCUUUGCUGGUGAUCUCAAGCUGAAUCUGUUAGUGGCUUCGCUUGUGAUGUCAAGCUGAGGAAUUGGCCAACGCUUGUUGUCCAAUACAAUACCAUGUUUGUGAAGAAAAAAUAAUAAGGUGAUUGAUUGAUGACGGUUAGCUCUUCGCUGACAGCCUCAUCGUACCUUCAAAAUUAUUUAAAUGUUUCAAAAAUUGUUUUAUUGGGUUGUGGUUUUGGUUAGUUCUGUUAGCACCUCGCUAACAGCAUCAUCUGUAAAUUUCACUCUAUUGUCAGUAAAAUGUCACAAUGCAGUGUGUUCAAUAUUCUUUUGCUGCA